Puntigrus tetrazona (Sumatra barb) is the source of this 3248-nucleotide messenger RNA. It is a transcript of the gene efhc1, whose product is annotated as EF-hand domain (C-terminal) containing 1. The record is from RefSeq and is a predicted model, not a curated record. NCBI's taxonomy places the organism in Eukaryota, Metazoa, Chordata, Actinopteri, Cypriniformes, Cyprinidae. The coding region runs from base 1432 to 3132 and encodes 566 amino acids. Gene Ontology annotation, cellular component: mitotic spindle; axoneme. Gene Ontology annotation, biological process: mitotic spindle organization; mitotic cytokinesis; cilium-dependent cell motility. Gene Ontology annotation, molecular function: alpha-tubulin binding. The transcript has 10 exons.
CCUUUUUUUCAUUUAUUAUUUUUGCCUUUAAAAAUAAACACAACUUUUGAUAUAUUUAUUAUCAAAUGCAAUGGCAUUCAUGCAUUUUUAAGUUAUCCAAAUAUUUUUGAAUAUUUUAUAUAUAGACAUGCUUUAAAAUCAUCUCAGCCUUUAUGAAAUCUAUUUUGAUAUUUAAAUAGCUUUUGAUACCACUAUUUUUUUUUUGGAUGAAAUAUUUUUUUAUACUGUGGCAAAGCUUGCCUGAUUGCUCAGGGAUGCAAUCAAAGUGUUCUGUGUAUAAUCUUGUAUUUUUAGUGCAUGAGAGACUAUUGAGAUUCAAAUGUUCCUGCAUAGAUGCAACCAUGACCUCAAAGAGGUUCUUAUAGGAUGAUGACACACAUCAGCGCCGUGCCUUAAACACAUCUGCCAACACAGAUAAUAGCUCAAUGUCUUUACGCAGCGCUUUCUGAUUGUUACAACUGUGUUUAAUGUGUUUCAGUUUCUGUUACAUGAUAAUGAGUGCUCAGAAUUAAUGUUAAUGAUACAAAGCCAUAAAUAACAUACAUUCUGUUCUUAAAAAUAAAGGUUUUCAAUGGUGCUGCUUAUAUUCAGCAAAGAGCGUAUAUUUAUGGCUAUAUAAGUUUCCUGAGAUAGCCAUAUAAAUAUAAUAUUUUUUUAAAUAGAUGUUUUUGAUAUUUAGGUUCUAAUUAUUGAUAUUUAGAUUAUAUUUAGGUUUUGAUUUCCAUGUUUUUAAAACACCCAUAUAGGGGUGUUGGAAGUAGCCAACAUCCUAUUUAAUAUGCCUAAAGACUUAAAAUUAUAUGAAAAGUAAUUUUAGAAAUUUAAGCAUUAAAAAUAACAAAUGUAAUGGAAUAUAUAUAAUACCCUGCCAAACUAAGUAUUACUAUUGCGGGAAAUAUUAUACCUGUACCUAAAGCCUUUAUUUUUAAGAGCCUAUUCCCACACAGAGAUCAUUUAACAUGUAACAUUUAAGUUUAUUUUAUCAUUUGUUUUCAAAGCAAGACAAAACAUGAAGUGACUGGACAUUUGCAUGCAUGUGAACGUUUGUUUGUGAAACGGCAGGAUGUUUUUUUUGUAAGCGCUCUUCAAAUUUGUUUUAUUUUCCAGUAAUAUUUCAGCAUGGUUUGAUAGGAACAUCAGCUCGCGUACAGAGCAGGAGCUGUGGGAGGAUUUGUUUUGGUUGUUAUGGAGCAUUAAAUAAACGGCAUUGAAUAAACGGAACGUGUAAGCGCCCCCUGUUGGUGAAUCGAUCCACAAGACACACGAAAAGAAUUGUUUACAUCUCCAUGACAACUGCCCGUGUUUGUGGUCUCCAUGGAGAACGCUAUAAAUAAACCUCCUCAAUAAAGCGCAGCAGUCCCACGAGAGAACAACGUAACUUAUUUAAUUUACCUAAACCUUUGAAUUAUUUGAAUAUAGAUAAGGGUAAAAAUGAAUAUAAAUACGACACACGGGCUUCCUUUCCUGCCAGGAAACUCGUUUCGGGAUUUAACGAAAUCCGCUUUCCACAGAGCUCAGACUCUGGAUUUCAAGAACGGUUACGCUCUGCCCCGGCGGCCCGCGGUCGGUACCGGACAGGAUCCGCUGCUGUCGGUCAACAUCAGUCACAGCGAGAGGAACCGGCUGAUCAGAGACAUCCCGAACCUGACCUACGGCACCGACACACACCGACCCCCGCCGUUAGACUUCAUCCCGGCGCACGCUGCUCACGACAAGAAGGUGCUGCGUUUCUAUGGUUACUUCCGGCAGGAAGUGUUGCACUCCCCGGAUGAGCACUUCCGCAUUCGUCCUGUGGUGAUCUACUAUCACCUGGAGGAUGACAGCAUGUGUGUGACCGAGCCGCCGGUGGAAAACUCUGGAAUUCCUCAGGGAAAGCUGAUCAAACGUCAGAGGCUGACCAAAAACCAGCACGGAGAUCUGUACCACUGGAAAGACCUCAAUGUGGGGAUGGACAUGAGCUUGUUUGGAACCGACUACAGGAUAACACACUGCGAUGCCUUCACACAGGACUACAUGGAGAGUCAGGGAAUAGUGUUAAAUGAGUCAGAGUCCAUUCCUAGCGAUCCAUACACCAUCCGCCGAGCUCAAGCACAGCAAACCCACAUUGUCCCCUAUGACCACAACCAUCAGCUGGAGCGUUUCCUCGCCCUGGAUCGACAGGUGCUGCGUUUCUAUGCGCUCUGGGAUGACACAGACUCUCUCUACGGGGAGAAGCGGCCCGUAACGCUGCAUUACUAUCUGGUAGAUGAUUCUGUUGACAUCUGUGAACAUCACGAGGCCAACAGCGGCCGGGACCCGUUCCCAGUGCUGCUCAGCAGACAGAAGAUUCCCAAACACAUCAAAUCAACCUGUGAGCCGUUCCCCACCUGUGUCCUGGAAGUUUCUCCACAGGAUGUGAAGGAGUAUUUCUCUCCCGAAGACUUCAGGGUCGGUGAUAAGGUCACGCUGAUGGGGAGAUGCUUCCUGCUGUAUGACUGUGACGACUUCACCAGGAAAUACUACGAACAGAAUCACCCCGACAUCUUGCUCAAACCACUUACUGUAGACACCAAAACACAAGAAGACAUCAAGAGGAUGAUUCCUCCGUAUAACGGCUUCGGUUCGCUGGAGGACUCGUUACAGAACUGCCUGUCCCUGAUUCCUGAGCCGCCCAAGAAGGACGUGAUCAAACUCCUGGAGAACGACAACAAAGUCCUGCGUUACGUCGCACGGCUGGAUUCCCAGAAUCCCCUGGAUGAGGGUCGACGCUUCAUUCUGUCUUACUACCUGUCAGAUGACAUGAUCAGCAUUUUUGAGAGAUCAAAACAUAAUUCUGGCAUUAUCGGAGGAAAAUUCCUUGAGAAGACUCGUGUCCCAAAACCAGGAAGCUGCAUGGAAAACCCAGAGUACUACACCCCUGCAGACUUCUCCAUUGGAGUGACUGUGGAGGUAUUCGGACAUCGGUUUGUCCUGAUGGAUGCUGACCGAUACGUCUUAAGGUACCUGGAGUCACUGUCCAAUCACAUCCCUGAACACACUCUCUCUUCCCUGAGACAGAAGUUUGGGGUCAGUCAAGUCUCAGACCAGGAGGAACAACAUAAAGCUGAGAGUGACAGAGCUGCGGUCGACCUCCAGAACCGAAAUGCUCCAUGAUGCUACUCAUCAUCACAAGAUACCAAAAGAUCAUUCAAUUAAGAAUGAAGGCCUUUUUUUCAUGUUUGUGCUUUUUGAUGCUGAGAUUUUUGUGAGUAUUGCUGUGAUAUUUGGAA